UCCAGCUCAGUACGCGCCCGGCUCUCGGGGGCCACCCCACCCAGCUCCAAGGAAAAACUGCAUGGAAAAUCUAAUGGAUAAAGAUGAGAAAGACAGGGCAAAGAGAGCUUCUCGAAACAAGUCUGAGAAGAAGCGUCGAGACCAGUUCAAUGUUCUCAUCAAAGAGCUUAGCUCCAUGCUCCCUGGAAACACACGGAAGAUGGACAAAACCACUGUGCUGGAAAAGGUCAUUGGUUUUCUACAGAAACACAAUGAAGUCUCAGCACAAAUGGAAAUCUCUGAUAUUCAGCAGGACUGGAAACCUUCCUUCCUCACUAAUGAAGAAUUCACACAGCUGAUGUUAGAGGCAUUAGAUGGCUUUAUCAUUGCUGUGACAACGGAUGGCAACAUCCUCUAUGUUUCUGACAGUAUCACACCUCUCCUUGGGCACUUGCCGUCAGAUGUCAUGGAUCAGAAUUUAUUAAAUUUCCUUCCAGAACAAGAACAUUCAGAAGUUUAUAAGAUGCUUUCUUCCCAUAUGCUUGUGACAGAUUCCCCCUCCCCAGGAUACUUAAAAUCUGACAAUGAUUUAGAGUUUUAUUGCCAUCUUCUCAGAGGCAGCUUGAACCCAAAGGAAUUUCCAACUUAUGAAUACAUAAAAUUUGUAGGAAAUUUUCGCACCUACAACAAUGUGCCUAGCCCCUCCUGUAAUGGAGGGCGUUUUGACAGUGCCCUUCUAAGGCCUUGCCAGGUACCUUUAGGAAAGGAGGUCUGCUUCAUCGCCACUGUUCACCUAGCAACACCACAAUUCCUAAAGGAAAUGUGUGUAGCUGAUGAAACUCUAGAGGAAUUCACUUCAAGGCACAGCUUGGAAUGGAAGUUUUUAUUUCUGGAUCACAGAGCCCCUCCAAUAAUAGGAUACCUUCCUUUCGAAGUUUUGGGAACCUCAGGUUAUGACUACUACCACAUUGAUGAUCUGGAGCUCCUUGCUAGGUGUCACCAGCACUUGAUGCAGUUUGGUAAAGGGAAGUCAUGUUGCUAUCGGUUUCUAACCAAAGGCCAGCAGUGGAUUUGGCUGCAGACCCACUACUAUAUCACCUACCAUCAGUGGAACUCCAAGCCUGAGUUCAUCGUGUGCACACAUUCAGUGAUCAGUUACUCAGAUGUCCGGGUGGAAAGGAGGCAGGAGCUGGCUUUGGAAGACUCCCCAUCUGAGGCAAUCCACCCUUCAGCACUAAAGGGCUCAAGCCUGGAACCUCAGCAGCACUUUAAGGCACUUCAUAUGGACGCCUCAUGCCUUAACACAAGUUACUUGCCAUUAGUAUCCUCAAGAAGUUCCCAUAAAUCCUCGCACACAGCCAUAUCAGAAUCCAUCUCCAUUCCAAGCAAGAUGAUGACAGAGGCCAGCACCACGGCUUUGCCAAGAUUGGCUGUCCUGCCCUAUGAGCUCCCUAUGCGAGGGCUCAGCCAGGCAGCCAUGAUACCGUUUCCAGCACAGUCCAGCAUGUUCCAGACCAUUAAAGGCCAGCUGGAGCAGCGCACACGGGUCCUGCAGGCCAACAUCCGGUGGCAGCAGGAGGAGCUCCACAGGAUCCAGGAGCAGCUGUGCCUGGUCCAGGACUCCAGCAUCCAGAUGUUUCUGCAGCAGCCAGCUGUAUCCCUGAGUUUUAGCAGUGCCCAGUGGCAUGAUGCUCAACAGCAGCUCCCUCAGAGGUCAGCCUCAGGGCCCCAGUCCCCGUUCACCACAAACCCUCAGCUUCCAGGGCAGAUAACCUCCACCCAGGUCACAGACCAGCACCUACUCAGAGAAUCAAGUGUGACAUCAACCCAGGCUCAGGGUCCCAAGUCAACCAGAAGCAUGCAGAUGAUACUGGCAGGUCACCACCAUGUGGGCAGCCUGACCACACUGGCCUCUAACACCCAGGACACCAACCAGAGCCAGUCCAGCCUGGACUUCAGCCAUGAUAGGCAGCUCAGGCUAUUGCUGAGCCAGCCAGUCCAGCCCAUGAUGCCUGGGUCCUGUGAUGCAAGGCAGACCUAUGAGGUUGGCAGGACUGGACAGCACAUCAAGUAUAUCCAGAGCCAGGCCGUGUUUCCAAAUGCAGAUGUGCACAGCACCAGCAGCAGCGCCUCAACCCCCAUCCUGAUGAUGGGACAAGCAGUGUUCCAUCCCAACUUCCCCAGGUCCCAGCCAGCACCCCUGCAGCCCACACACGCCCAGCAGCAGGCUCAGCAGCACUUCCUGCAGGUAUAGGUGUCAACCUCUUUGCACAGUGAGCAGCAGGACUCACCACUUCUCUCCACCUACUCACAGCAGCCAGGGACCCUGGGCUUUGCCCCGCAGCCCCAGCCCCCUCGAUCUCCUCAAAGGGUCAGCAGCCUGUCUGAGUCCUCAGUCCUCCAGCAGCUGCCCCAGUAGCACCCUGGCACCUCAGUCAGCUUUAACUAACGGACAGAUAAGGGGGAGGGGAAGAUUUUGAACUAAACUGUUGGCCUUUGCACACACAGCAUACAUUUCAGAUCUUCUCAAUGGUAAUCAUCUCUGGAGAACCACGGGUGGCAUGUGGGCAUGAUCAGGAAUACUGGCUGAGUUUCCAUUACUUCUGCACUCCUCUGGCAUACUGUACAGCCA
This is a messenger RNA of Artibeus jamaicensis (Jamaican fruit-eating bat), 2611 nucleotides long. RefSeq names its product neuronal PAS domain protein 2 (gene NPAS2). Gene Ontology annotation, molecular function: DNA-binding transcription factor activity, RNA polymerase II-specific; protein dimerization activity; RNA polymerase II cis-regulatory region sequence-specific DNA binding. The transcript has 20 exons. Gene Ontology annotation, biological process: regulation of transcription by RNA polymerase II; circadian regulation of gene expression. Gene Ontology annotation, cellular component: cytoplasm; nucleus; CLOCK-BMAL transcription complex. The record is from RefSeq and is a predicted model, not a curated record. NCBI's taxonomy places the organism in Eukaryota, Metazoa, Chordata, Mammalia, Chiroptera, Phyllostomidae.